UCAACUUUACAAAGUAGGAACACCUGAACCAAUAAAAAAAAGUAAAUAAAUAUUUAAAUAUUAAAUUGAUAAAAUGUGACUCAAACAUUUUUAAAGCAAUUACUACUAAAUAUUGUUUUGAUCGUUGUAGUUCCAACGGACAAAUGUUCCCAUUCUUUAGUCUAGUUGUUGAUAGGUAAUUGCGUAUCAACAAUUCAUGAGUUAUUCAGCGUUGUAAUACAAGAGUAGAUUGCUCCUAUCCAAGUAGUAUGACUUUCUUGAAGUAUAAUAUUUAUUAAGCAAUUGCUACUUAAAUUGUUUCGAUCGUCGUAGUCCGAAGCUGACAAGUGUUUCCGUUCUUCUAUCUAGUUGUUGACUGUGUAUUAGCAAUUCAUAACUUUUUUGAUGUAGAAAAUUUCUCAAGUAAUUACUAUUAAACAUUAUUUUGAUCGUCGUGGUUCCAAAUUGACAAAUGUUUCUAUUCUUCUGUCUACUUGUUGAGUGUGUGUCAAAAAUUCAUAAGUUAUUAAUUGCUAAAAUCCAAGAAAAGAUUCCUCCAACCAAAGAAUUAUAACUUUGUUGAAUUGGAUUCUUCUAUCAAAAAAACCUUAUUAGAAAAAUCACUCCUUUUUUGUUACUCCCAAUCCUCUCUUCUUUCGUUACCACAAAUUCUCUCUUAUUUCGUCAUUCCAAUUGUCUUUUCAAUGGUUAAUGGUAUUGCUCAACAAAACUUUUCAGCUUUCUGUUGAAAAAGGUAGUGAUUUCCAUCUACGUUGGACCAAUAGCGCUGAUUUUUUUUCCUUGUUUUGAUUUUUAUGAUAUCUUUCAAUUGAUCAAAAUGACAUUCAUGUUUUUUAGGUCAAUGGGUGUUAGAAGUGUUUGAAAAUCCAUAAUAUUUUUUAUGAUUCUUGGAACUUGCUUUUCUGCUGUGUUUUGUUAAUAGCAGUGUUGUGAAUGGCGAGCGCCUCAUCGCCAAAGGCGAGAAGCGAGGCCUUCUCGCCAUUCCACACUGAGGCGAGGCGACAUACAAAAGGCGACCCAUGGCGACAAAAAUGGCGCCGCCUCUUUCGAUCUCUUCUCCCCGACUCCUCUUCCAAAAUUUGCCGGUCGCGUUCUUCUCCUGUUCUCCAUCAUCUUCGAGUUGCUGCUGCAAUGAGGACCUGAGGCAUAAACAUUGAAUUGAUUGAAUUCACUAACCAAUGGUGGAUGCUAGCAAAAAGAGGGAUAUUGAAUGAAAUUAUGGUACUCAAGGAGCAACGAAAAAUUCAAUUAAUUGCAACUUUUGUGGGAGUACUUUUAAUGGUGGAAUAACUCAACACAAGCAAUAUUUAGUGGGUGGUUUCAAGAAUGUUAAACAAUGUACCGCUUGUCCGUCGGAGAUUAGAGAAUAAGUAAGGGCUUAUAUGCAAAAUAAGAUUUCUAAUAAUCCCAAAUUUCAAGUGAGGCAACCGGAAGAAUAUAUUGAUAUUGAUGAUCUUGAUGAAAUGGAUGAUUAUGUGGAAAUGAUGCCUCCCUCCAAAACUCAAAAAAUAUCUUCUAGUGGAAAUGCAUCAUCCACCGCACGGAAUGCGACGAAAGGCCCUGUGAAUUUCUAUUUUUCAUAGAAAUCAACACAAAAAGGAGGUUUUGAAAAAGGAGGAGGAAUUGAUGAAACAAAAAAAAUUCUAAGAGAGCGUGCGAUAAAUGCUUUUGCAAUUUGGAUGUAUGAUGCGAGCUCCCUUUUAAUUGUGUCAAUCACAAAUCAUUCGAUAAAUUUAUUGAGGCGGUAGGACAACAUGGCCCCGGAAUGAAGUCUUCUACAUUUUAUGAAGUUAGAGUAACUCACCUAAAAAAAGAGGUCGAAAAAGUAGAAAAAAUAGUUGAUGAGUAUAAAGUGCAAUGGACAAAGUUUGGAUGUUCCAUUAUGAUGGACAAAUGGACCAUGCAAAAUGGUAAAAUGAUCAUCAAUAUUUUGGUGAAUUCUCCAAUUGGUAGUGUAUUUCUUGGUUUUGUUGAUGCUAGCAAUGAAUCUACCGAUUCCACCAAAAUAUAAAAGUUAUUUGAAAGCACUAUUGAAAGAAUUGGACUGGAAAAUGUUGUAUAAAUUGUCACCGAUAAUGCCAGUGAGAAUGUUAAAGCGGGAAGAAUGAUGAUGGGUGCGUUCCACACAUUUAUUGGACUCCAUUUGCCGCUCAUUGAUCAACUUGAUAUUUGGUGAUAUAUUCAAGGUUAAGCCAUAUGCUUCUGUUUUUAAGAAGGUCAUCAAAAUCCAUUCUUACAUUAGUCAAAAGGUCAUUGUUGUUAAACUUGAUGAGAAAAUUCACCAAGGAAAGAAAUUUGGUGAAACCGACCAAUACAAGAUUUGCAGCACCCUUCUUAACUUUGAGAGCGAUGUAGUAAAUUUGCAAAUGAAACUUUUGGGAAAGAAGUUGUCAAUCUUAUUAUUUCUGUCCACUUUUGGAAUGAUGUUGUUCGAGCACUUACAAUUUGUGGCCCUUUGACAAAAGUGCUUCGGUUGGUGGAUAGGGAAAAAAACCACCAAUAGGUUAUAUUUAUGAAGCAAUGGAUAGAGCCAAAUAAGCUAUUGCACAGAGUUUUCGUGGAGUUAAUAAGGAAUAUGAGAAAGUGUUAAAAAUUAUUGAUACAAGGUGAUCAGACCAACUCAAUCGGCCUUUGCAUGCUGCGGGCCAUGUUUUGAACCCAUGAUUAUAUUAUAAAGCUCAAGAAGAGGGAACUGUACUAAAGACUCUGUGGACCGAGUAUUAUGCAUGUGUUGAGAAGUUGGUCCAUGAUACAACAAUACAAGAUUCACUAGUCGUUGAUCUUCCUAGGUACAAAUGGCGGAUGGACUAUUUGAUUGUGGUCCGGCUAAAAGAGCUAGAGAUACAAGGUCACCGGGGAUCCAGCCUGUAUCAAGCGAUAACUGCUGUUGCAAGAGUUCAAUUCAAGUUUCAAAUAUUGCAAAAAAUGUUUGCUUGAACACGCUUUCUGAUGAUGAAUUUUCUAAUGAAGAAUGUGCUGAGUUCAGAAAGAAAGUCAAAGAUGGGAUUUUAAAAAAGCUUACAGUAUGAAGCAGGCAUCUGGUAAUUUAUCAAGAAACCCUUCUGCUAUAAAUGGCGAAGAACAGCGGCAGGAGGAUUUUCAAAAAAGAAAAAGUUGCAGAAGAUUGGUGUUUUCAGUGCAAGGAUGGAGGAGAGCUCAUGAUUUGUGAUCAUGGGGGAUGUUUGAAAGCUUAUCACCCUGAAUGUGCGGGGGUAGAGGACUCAGUUUUGACAAGUGAUGAACCUUGGAUAUGUGGACGACAUGCAUGCUUAAUUUGCAAAGGAAAAUCAUAUUAUCAGUGUUAUUGUUGUGAUAGAGCUUCAUGCUGGAGCUGCAUUGGUGAGAUUGACUUUGUCCAUCUUAAAGGGAGGAAUGGAUUGUGCAAUAAUUGCCUAAAGCUCGCAUUGCUUGUGGAAGAAAACAGGAAUAUUGAUUCUGAUGGGGAAAUUGCAGACUUCAGAGAUCGGGAAACAUACGAGUGCCUUUUCAGGGAGUAUUACGAGUUAGUAAAGGAAAAAGAAGGAAUUGACAAAAAUAAACUUCUUGCUGGUAAGGCUCAACUAGACAAGGAGAAGAGAUGCCAAAUUAGCUCUUAUUCAAAUAAACGUUGUGAGAAAGAGGAUGAGCAGUUUUCUUCAGGCAAUAAAAAUUUCAAUGAUGGAGAACCUAAGAAGAAAAAGCUUAAAAUGAAAAGAUGUACACAGCAGAAAACAAAGACGCAAAGCAAAGUCAUCGGCAGCCUUGAACAAAACAAAUUAUCCUCAAUUUGGUAUUCAACUGCACCAAAAAGUCAAUUUGCAGCCUUGAUUCCUGAAAAUAUCAAACUCGUUUACCUGAGGCGGAGCUUGGUAAUGGAGUUGAUCAAGCAGCCUGAGUCAAUUAAAACCAAGAUUAUAGGAAGUUUUGUUCUGGUCAAGUUAGAUCCACAGCGUAACUCUCAUCAGCUUGUGCAAAUUACAGGAGUGUUCUCAGGGGCCAAGCUUGGAUCAAGUGAUACGUGCAACAGCGAGAGUUCAAUUCAAGUUUCAAAUGUGGCAACAGAUGUUAGCUUGACCAUGCUUUCAGAUAAUGAUAUUUUUGAGGAAGAUUGUGAUGUGCUCAGAAAAAAUGUGAAAGCUGGGCUUCAAAAGAAGCUUACAAUUGUGGAGCUUGACCAGAGGGCUAAAAUCCUUCACGAGGACAUCACAAAGCACAGGAUUGCUCGAGAGCUGAAAGUGUUGCAAGGAAAAAUUGAUCAAGCAAAUGAGAAAGGAUGGAGACAAGAGCUUACCAAGCAUCUGAAUAGAAGAUAUCUCCUACAGCAAGAUUCAUACCUGUCAUCUGUGCUGGAAAAUAUUCCUCGAGUGACUCCAGAGGAAAUAGAGCCUGUAUCUCUUGAUGGGAAUGACAAUCAGAUAGUAACCACUAUAAAGAAGAAUAUUACUGGAGUUACUCCUGAGAAAAUAGAUAGUGAACCUCUGGCUGAAAAUGAUGAUGGGAAGCUUUCUUCAGACAAUGGAGAUUUCAGUGGUGGAGGACCUCCGAAGAAGGGGGAUGAAAAGAAAACAUAUACACAGCAGAAAACAAAGAUGCAAAGAAGAGACACUUCACAGAAAAAAGAAUUUGUUGGAUGGGGAUCAAAAUCUCUAAUUGACUUUCUUCAUUUUAUAGGUCACGAUACCAGAGAAAAAUUAUCCCCAUAUGAUGUGACAUCGAUGGUAAUUAAAUAUGCAAAUGAAAAUGACCUUAUCCAUCCUAUUGAAAAGAAAAAAAUCCUUUGUGAUAUUCAGUUAGAAGCUCUUUUGGGGGGAAAAGUGGUAAACAAAGACAAAAUACUUAGCCUCCUUAUAAGCCAUUUUGUUGAAAAUGAGGAGCGAUUACAAAAGAAUGAGCUUGAUCAUGAUCUUGAAGACAAUGACACAGAAAUGUUUGUGGCUUCUAAAACUGAGAAAAAGGUUGAACAAAACAAAAGUUCCUCAAUUUGGUAUUCAACUGCAGCACAAAGUCAAUUUGCAGCCUUGAUUCCUGAAAAUAUCAAACUUGUUUACCUGAAGAGGAGUUUGGUUCUGGAGAUGAUCAAGAAGCCUGAGUCGUUUGAAACCAAGAUUAUAGGAAGUUUUGUUCGGGUCAAGUUAGAUCCACGUGAUUUUGAGCUGCGUAACUCUCAUCAGCUUGUGCAAAUUACAGCGAGUGUUUCAGGGAUCCAGCCUGUAUCAAGCGAUAACUGCUGUUGCAAGAGUUCAAUUCAAGUUUCAAAUAUCGCAAAAAAUGUUUGCUUGAACACGCUUUCUGAUGAUGAAUUUUCUAAUGAAGAAUGUGAUGAGUUCAGAAAGAAAGUCAAAGAUGGGAUUUUUAAAAAGCUUACAGUUGUGGAGCUUGAACAAAGGGCUAAAAUUCUUCAUGAGGACAUCACGAAUCAUAGGAUUGCUCGAGAGCUGAAAGUGUUGCAAGGAAAAAUUGAUCAAGCAAAUGAGAAAGGAUGGAGACAAGAACUUACCAAGCAUCUGAAUAGAAGAUAUCACCUACAGCAAGAUUCAUACCUGUCAUCUGUGCUGGAAAAUAUUCCUCGAGUGACUCCAGAGGAAAUAGAGCCUGUAUCUCUUGAUCGGAAUGACAAUCAGAUAGUAACCACUAUAAAGAAGAAUAUUACUGGAGUUACUCCUGGGAAAAUAGAUAGUGAACCUCUGGCUGAAAAUGAUGAUGGGAAGCUUUCUUCAGACAAUGGAGAUUUCAGUGGUGAAGGACCUCCAAAGAAAGGGGAUGAAAAGAAAACAUAUACACAGCAGAAAACAAAGAUGCAAAGAAGAGACACUUCACAGAAAAAAGAAUUUGUUGGAUGGGGAUCAAAAUCUCUAAUUGACUUUCUUCAGUUUAUAGGUCACGAUACCAGAGAAAAAUUAUCCCCAUAUGAUGUGACAUCGAUGGUAAUUAAAUAUGUAAAUGAAAAUGACCUUAUCCAUCCUAUUGAAAACAGAAAAAUCCUUUGUGAUAUUCAGUUAGAAGCUCUUUUUGGGGGGAAAGUGGUAAACAGAGACAUAAUACUUAGCCUCCUUAUAAGCCAUUUUGUUGAAAAUGAGGAGCGAUUACAAAAGAAUGAGCUUGAUCAUGAUCUUGAAGACAAUGACACAGAAAUGUUUGUGGCUUCUAAAACUGAGAAAAAGGUCGAACAAAACAAAAGAUCCUCAAUUUGGUAUUCAACUGCAGCACAAAGUCAAUUUGCAGCCUUGAUUCCUGAAAAUAUCAAACUUGUUUACCUGAAGAGGAGUUUGGUUCUGGAGAUGAUCAAGAAGCCUGAGUCGUUUGAAACCAAGAUUAUAGGAAGUUUUGUUCGGGUCAAGUUAGAUCCACGUGAUUUUGAGCUGCGUAACUCUCAUCAGCUUGUGCAAAUUACAGCGAGUGUUUCAGGGAUCCAGCCUGUAUCAAGCGAUAACUGCUGUUGCAAGAGUUCAAUUCAAGUUUCAAAUAUCGCAAAAAAUGUUUGCUUGAACACGCUUUCUGAUGAUGAAUUUUCUAAUGAAGAAUGUGAUGAGUUCAGAAAGAAAGUCAAAGAUGGGAUUUUUAAAAAGCUUACAGUUGUGGAGCUUGAACAAAGGGCUAAAAUUCUUCAUGAGGACAUCACGAAUCAUAGGAUUGCUCGAGAGCUGGAACUUGCGCUGCAGAAUAUUCCGAAAGUGAUUCCAGAGGAAGUAGAAUCUCUUGAUGGGGAUGACAAUCAGAUGCACGUAUGCUCAGAUGAGGCAACCCUACAAAAUAAAAUAAUCUUGGAGUGAUACCAUCAGAAAAAUAAUCAAAGAUGAGAAGGAUGGUAGUAAGAUGCACCAAUGCGCGGUUGUAAUGAUGCUAUGUGCAACUCCCUAUCUUCUCCUUUGUUUAAAUUGUUAUUGUUAAGCCUUUGCUGGAAAACUUUAGUAGAUCGUCUUUGACGGAGGGAAGAUGCUUCUAUCAGUGGCAGGUUCUACCUUGCUAUUUUGAAUUUAAUUGCGACAAAGAUUAUUCAGUUUUAGCUUUGUUAUUUAUAUUACAACCAGUUAAUGUUAUGAAAAAAACCAGGUUUACUCAUU
This is a messenger RNA of Solanum pennellii, 7040 nucleotides long. RefSeq lists its product as uncharacterized. Gene Ontology annotation, molecular function: DNA binding. The transcript is spliced from 23 exons. The coding region runs from base 3072 to 6749 and encodes 1225 amino acids. The record is from RefSeq and is a predicted model, not a curated record. Lineage: Eukaryota; Viridiplantae; Streptophyta; Magnoliopsida; Solanales; Solanaceae.